Messenger RNA from Bicyclus anynana (squinting bush brown), 2072 nucleotides. Its product is annotated as retinol dehydrogenase 11-like. Bases 177 to 1130 code for a protein of 317 amino acids. The record is from RefSeq and is a predicted model, not a curated record. NCBI's taxonomy places the organism in Eukaryota, Metazoa, Arthropoda, Insecta, Lepidoptera, Nymphalidae. The transcript is spliced from 2 exons.
GUCGUAUUAAAAUAGCCGAACGCUACGCGUGAGUAGAGACGAUAUAAAAGUGUCGAGAUUUUUAUCAGUGCAAAUAAAUUAAGGCAAUUCAAUAGUUUUUCGGUUUUACCUGAAGACUUGAGAAAAAGUGGAAGUGUUGUUUUUUAAAAAAUAAAAAAAAACAUUUAGCUGAUAACAUGUGGAUGUUUCUAAUAAUCUGGACAGUGGUGGUGCUUUUCUCUAUAAAGUUAUUCAACAAACUAUCCACAGGGAAAUGUUACGCGGACACGGUCAUGAGUGGCAAAGUGGUAGUGGUCACCGGUGCUAGCGGUGGUAUUGGCUUCGAAACAGCUUUGGAAUUAGCUAGGAGGGGGGCGAAGCUGAUCAUAGCUUGUCGAAACAACGAAAAAGGCGAGAAAGCUGUCCGAAGAAUAAUAAGAAGAACCAACAACAAAAGGGUACGCUUCAUACAUUUAGAUUUGACCUCGCUGGAGUCAGUCCGAAAGUUUGUUGCAGCAUUAGAAGAAUCCGAAGCGAAAUUGGACGUGUUAAUCAACAAUGCUGGAGCUAUUUGUACGACGAGAGAAAAAACCGAAGACGGCAUUCUUAAAGAUUUGCAAAUAAAUUAUUAUGGACCGUUCUUGUUGACAGUGCUACUGAUACCGAUGCUUAAAAAGGCGGCGCCGAGUCGCGUAGUCGUGGUCUCAUCUUCGUGGCACAAGUUCGGGACCGUGGAGAACAUUAACAGUGAGAAAUAUGGAUACAUCCAAUCGUAUGCCAACAGCAAAUUGUAUAAUGUAAUAUUCAGCAAAGAAUUAGCAAGACGGUUGUACGGAACCGGCGUGGAUGUAAAUUCUUUAAAUCCAGGGCAAGUGAACACGUCUCUGUACAGGAGUUCCACAUUUUUGGAAAAGAUCCGAAGUCUCAUGUUGUACUCGUUUUUCAAGACGCCCGAAGAAGGGGCCCAGACGUCCGUUUAUUUGGCAGUAUCGUACGAAUGCGAUCAGAUGACUGGCAAGUAUUUCGAGGAUUGCCAAGAGGCGAGGGCGUCUUACAAGGCCGAGGACGAAGUUGCCGCCGCAAAGUUGUGGGAGGUAUCGCAGGAAUUGGUCAAACUGACGCCGGACGAGAUAAAAAGAUGUUUGGGCUAGAUUACAUAAUAUAGUUUUAUAUUGAAGGUUUAAUGGUUUUUGUUAAAUAAUUUGUAAUAACUUCCCGAUAACAUUGCGUAAAUGACACGAGAUGAGGUCUGUGGUCUCAUGCACGAUAUAUAUGGGCCGCAGUAUGAUGUUACGAAUAUAAUAAUUUAGUGUAGGUACACUUUUUUCAAACUAUAGGCUGUCAUGGUGAUGUCUAUACGGCGCAGCCUUGCUUUAUAACUUUUCAAAAUUGGUCUCAGGUCUUCUCUGCUGGCAAGCUUCGGCCAUGGCUAGUUAGCACACUAUCGGCAAAAGGCUAAAGACUUUAUUUUUGAUGCCACAUAUAAAACUUUAUGGUGAAAUGGCAUGACUUGUCAACGACUUAUGAACUAAAGAAUUUUUGUCUUGAAGAAUGUUAAUAAUUCUGGAAGAAGGCCUCGAAAAGGAAUAGAACAUGUUCAAGCAUUCUCCCGUGUAUUAUUUUUAACUUAUGUGCUAGGGUUAGAUUAUUUAUAGGCACACUCAAAACAGGAUCUAGCAAUAUUCACUGCAACAACGAAUAUUAGUUUUGCAAAGAAACACAUUAGUGUCAAUGAUAAACACUCUUAGCGAUUAGCUGUACAAGUAAGAUGAUGUAGACAAAAUACUUUUUUUUUUAAUUCAACAUCCCUAAAUGGAAAAAAAACAACAGAUUCUACUGAGUUGAACUGAUGAAUCUCUGGAGUAGCACUAUAAAAACAAAUGCAUUAAUUGGUUGCAUUUGGUAUCUUACUUACAAUGUGUUAAAAAACUGACAGAUUUUACAGUGGACUUAAUUUGACUUCAAAAAAAUUGUUGCAAUGGGGAUGAUGACAAGGUUUGAAAUUAUUGAUUUUAAUGAUACAUUCGGGUAGAUAAGAUCAAUGUUAACUAAUUUAUACAUAAAAAGCAAAGAUUGACUGGAUAUUUACAAAA